UCUAAAGGGUCUGGAAUUGUACUUGCACACAAGGCUGAUAUACCCUCAACAGAGGUUUCUCCUCCAAGUCCCAGUCCUCUGAAAAAAAGUGGAUCAAUCAACUGGCCUUUCCCUGAUAGAAUUAAAUCUCCCAGGACUGUGAGGAAGCUUUCCAUGAAAAUGAAAAAGCUGCCAGAGCUGAGCAGGAAACUGAGUGUCAAGGGUACGACAAGCCAUAGUAAUUCAGAUAACCCUCCUUCACUGCUGAAAGGUAGCUGCCGGGAUACAAGCCAUACAGUGUCUUUGCCGUCUUCUGGAAACUCAGCCACCACUGCCAGCAGAAAAAAACGUUACCAUCUUGACAGCAGUGUGUCGUCACAGCACACCUACAAAAAGAAAAGCUCAAGGAGCUCCAAGUCCUUCAACAAAGGUGGUUAUCUCAGUGAUGGUGACUCUCCUGAACUUAUAACAAAAUCAGGUAAACAUGGGCAUGAAACCAAGUGUGGGAAAGGAAAGGAAAGCCUUCCAAGUAACAGUGGUAAAACUGAAAUAGAUAUUGAUGCUUUCAGACACUAUAACUUUUCUGAUCAACCCAAGUGCUCUCAGUAUAUCUCUGGACUCAUGAGCAUUCACUUUUAUGGUGCUGAAGACUUAAAACCACCAAGAAUAGACUCAAAAGAUGUCUUUUGUGCAAUACAGGUUGACUCAGUAAACAAAGCAAGAACAGCCCUGCUUACAUGUAGGACAACAUUUCUAGAUAUGGACCACACGUUCAACAUAGAAAUUGAAAAUGCUCAGCACUUAAAGCUGGUGGUGUUCAGCUGGGAACCCACCCCACGGAAAAAUCGUGUGUGUUGUCAUGGAACUGUUGCUCUUCCCACUCUCUUCCGAGUGACAAAGACACAUCAGCUGGCUGUCAAACUGGAACCAAGGGGGCUUAUUUACGUCAAGCUGUCGCUCAUGGAGCAGUGGGAGAACUCUCUUGAUGGUCUUGAUGCAGAUCGGGAGCCUGUGAUGUUCGGGGUAGAUGCUCGAAAAGUUGUAGAGAAAGAAAAUGCGGGCUUGAUGGUGCCACUUUUGAUGCAGAAAUGCAUUCUGGAGAUUGAAAAGAGAGGCUGUCAGGUGGUAGGCCUGUAUCGGUUAUGUGGCUCAGCAGCGGUUAAGAAAGAGCUUCGAGAGGCGUUUGAGAGGGACAGCAAGGUUGUUACUCUCUGCGAAAGCCAGUACCCAGAUAUUAAUGUCAUAACAGGUGUCCUAAAGGACUAUCUGCGAGAGCUGCCCUCUCCACUAAUAACCAAGCAGCUCUAUGAAGCAGUGUUGGAUGCCAUGGUGAAAAAUCCCUUGAAAAUGACAGCAAGCGGUUGUGAGAAUGACCCGAGUGACUCUGAGCACACAGCAGCCCUUCUGGAUUGCCUGCCAGAUGUUGAGAAGGCUACCCUGAAGAUGUUGUUGGAUCACCUGAAACUGGUGGCUUCUUACCACGAAGUCAAUAAGAUGACGUGCCAGAAUUUAGCUGUGUGUUUUGGGCCCGUGUUACUGAGCCAGAGGCAGGAGACCACCAACCAUAACAACAGAGUCUUUACAGACUCAGAAGAGCUUGCUAGCGCCCUGGACUUCAAAAAACACAUAGAGGUUCUUCACUAUUUGCUCCAGCUGUGGCCAGUACGUCACUUGCCUGCCAAAGAGCCAGCACAUCUGAACGCAUUUCCUGAGCACCCAUCAUCCCUGAAUUACCUGAGGCCCAAGAGGCAGAGACCUCAGAUGCUGAAUCUGAGCGGUACCGAGAUGUCUGGGGUACUCAGACCAAGGCCAGCAGGUCUAGACAGCCCGUCAAGCAACCGCUACGCUGGAGACUGGAGCAGUUGUGGGGAGAACUACUUCUUAAACCCAAAAGACUGCCUGAGUGAAGCAGACUAUGAUGACGUCCCUUCGGAAGACACAGAGAGCGGGGAUGACAGUAGCAAAGCCGAGGAGUCGGAUCCUCUGGUCAGACACCCGCAGCCCAUCCCCAGAGAGGACACGUUUCAGAGCUAUUUGACAAUGCAAGCAAUAGACUCUGCGGUGGAUCACAGAGCAAACCUGAAAGACCUGCAGGAAAGUAUUGAUACUCUAAUAGGAAACCUGGAAAGGGAACUCAACAAAAACAAGCUAAAUAUGAGUUAUUAA
Molecule: messenger RNA, 2145 nt
Organism: Antrostomus carolinensis (chuck-will's-widow)
Lineage: Eukaryota; Metazoa; Chordata; Aves; Caprimulgiformes; Caprimulgidae
Product: rho GTPase-activating protein SYDE2
Biological process (GO): cell migration; signal transduction; regulation of Ras protein signal transduction
Cellular component (GO): synaptic membrane
Molecular function (GO): GTPase activator activity
Source: RefSeq, a predicted model, not a curated record